This is a messenger RNA of Sebastes umbrosus (honeycomb rockfish), 2561 nucleotides long. Its product is annotated as zinc finger protein 385A-like. The coding region runs from base 691 to 1953 and encodes 420 amino acids. Gene Ontology annotation, cellular component: nucleus. The record is from RefSeq and is a predicted model, not a curated record. NCBI's taxonomy places the organism in Eukaryota, Metazoa, Chordata, Actinopteri, Perciformes, Sebastidae. The transcript has 8 exons. Gene Ontology annotation, molecular function: nucleic acid binding; zinc ion binding.
UGUCGGUGGGAGACACGAGGCAGAGUACAGACCGAGACGAGGAGAAAAAAACAAUCAUCAAUAGUAAACAGCAGAAGAAGGGUGACAGAGGGAGAGGGAGAGCAGAAUCGACAGCAGCAUCAUCACUCUGCCUCCUCAUUCAAACACCCCAAGAAAAUGCUCAGCACCGACUGCUCUCAUUGGCCGAGCCUCCGGCCAAUCACGGCUCAGGAAUGCAAGGUGCCUUUAGGUUAUACCCAUCCCCAAAAUAUGAGAUAGAACAAGAGAGAGAGAGGCAAGCUGUGGUGCAGAGGUUCUUCCAGUGAGGCAGCUGUAUCCUCUGGUGUUCCUCCUGCUGGAGUGAAUAUAUAACAGUGAAUAAAUUACAGGCUUCCUUGCAGUAGAUUGUUGUGUUGCAGUCGGGGCUGCUGCUGCUGCUGCUGUGCUCCUCAUCUGGCAACAGCUGGCUGAGCAAGAGACGCGUGUCAUAGAUCUGAAUGAGAAGCAUCUCAUGUGGACGAGGGGACCGGAAGAGACACCAGCAUAGGGAUGCAAAGUGAAGGUUGUGAUGUUGCGACGUCUUUUUUGAUCUCACACUGAGUUUUGAGAGCCAGAGAGGUGGACGGUUUGAGUCAGUAGCUGAUCCAGAGAGAGAGGAGUCAAGCGAGGAGAUAACGUGGGAAAGAGAAGUUGACAGUGGACAUCUACAGGAUGAUCUUGGGAAGUGUAAACCGACCGGGGCCGGUCCCUACCUUCCUCAGGAGCCCGUCUAUCAUGCCAACCCCGCUGGACUUGAAGCCCUUCCUCCAGUUCCCGCUGGAGUCGCCGCACCCGGCCGGCAUCGGCCUCUUCCACAACUUUAACACGAUGGACCCCGUCCAGAAGGCUGUGAUGACGCACACCUUCGGGCCACCUAUGGUGAAGACAAAGCGGCCAAUCAUCUCCUGCAACGUCUGUCAAAUACGCUUCAACUCAGAGAGCCAGGCAGAGGCCCACUACAAGGGGAACCGCCACGCUCGGAGGGUGAAGGGAAUCGAGACUUCCAAGACAGCUCGUCUCCAAGAUGGCGACAAGCAGCACCCUCCCCCUACAGCUUCGCCCUCCCCACCAGGCCCGUCGCCAUCUAGCCCUGAGCCUGAUCCUAAUAAGCAGGAUGACACCCAAUCCUGUCCCAACUCUAACAAGUCACCUUUGACCCCUAGCCGCCUUCCAACACCCACACUGAGCUCAGAUGCAGAGUGUCCCCUCUUGCCUUCUGUCAGCACACCUCUGCCAUCCUCUCCCUCCCCCACCGUGGCCCUCAGCACCCCCCCUGCAGAUCCUGCAGCGGCUGGUCUUCCUGACACCCCGUCCCCAGCACCCAGCCCUUCUUCAGGAGAGUCAGAGGAGGAGAAAGCCAAGAAGCUUCUCUACUGUUCCCUGUGCAAAGUAGCGGUUAAUUCCCUCUCACAACUGGAGGCACAUAACAAAGGUACCAAACACAAAACCAUUCUGGAGGCUCGUAGUGGACUGGGACCCAUUAAAGCAUACCCACGUCUGGGUCCUAAACCCAGCCCGGAGCAGGGAGGGGAGCUUUCUUCUGACCCCAACGCUCAGGAACGCACCUUCCACUGUGAGAUCUGCAACGUCAGAGUCAACUCAGAGCUGCAGCUUAAACAGCACAUAUCUAGCCGGAGGCAUCGGGAUGGAGUCGCGGGGAAACCCAAUCCUCUUCUCAGUCGGCACAAGAAGCGCACAGACUUUAUGGAACUUCCAAAAACUCUGGGUGCCGGACUUUUACCAAAUCCUCUGGCUGUUGCCGCGGCGAUGGCAGCCGCAGCCUCCUCCAAUCAUCUGGCACUACGCCCUCCUUGCCCGACCUCCCACCAUCAUCCCCAUCACCACCUCCUACAGGGAACACCCCUCAGCCUGCUGAGGCCCGCCCCCGGUCCCAUCCGCACUGCGCAUGGGCCAAUCCUCUUCACUCCUUACUGACGGUGAGAGAACGAGGAAGAAUCAGGAAGAAGCACACUGUGAAGUGGAGGCCUGCAACCACGUGCCAUCAAGAGCCAAAUCAGCUGGUGUGCCUCCAGCUGCUGUUUCAUUGGAAUAAAAACAGUGAACAUGAAUAUGACUCUUCAUGGUGCAUACUGUGGUUGCAGACCACUACUGUUACGUUAACAGGGAGAACCUGACGAAUCUCAAAGAGACUGUAUGUUUCCAUCCUCCCCAGCUUCCCUUCUUCACUCGACUAUCAUCAAGUAGACUCUGCAGAUGGUUUGAAGAGGAACUUAUAAACCAGUUUCUAUCAAGCAUGGACGUCUCUGAGCAUCCUCCAAUCUGCAACUGACUAAUUAUCUUCAUCUAACAUAUGAUCAACUGUAUCUGACUGGAAACCCUACCUCUCUUAUGUUUUUAAUGUUCACCUCUGCAAGGAUUCAUUACAUAUCCAAAGCAUCAAUGCUAUCAAAAACACGCCCGCUGGGUGUGAUAUAGUCGUUGCCUCUGAUGUUAGCUGGUAUCAUAAUGUAGCUGUCAGAGUUUUGGGGAUUAUACCACUGUAAAGUUCUGUUUUUGUGGCCUAUAAAGAGAAAACAACAAUU